Molecule: messenger RNA, 1768 nt
Organism: Hordeum vulgare subsp. vulgare (domesticated barley)
Lineage: Eukaryota; Viridiplantae; Streptophyta; Magnoliopsida; Poales; Poaceae
Product: WD repeat-containing protein 74
Exons: 12
Coding region: 65-1558 (497 amino acids)
Biological process (GO): ribosomal large subunit biogenesis
Cellular component (GO): preribosome, large subunit precursor; nucleolus
Molecular function (GO): protein binding
Source: RefSeq, a predicted model, not a curated record
AAUUGCCGCCUCUCCUCUCGUGUCCUCUCCUCUCCUCCACCGGGGAAAGACAAGCCAAGGAAGGAUGCCGCGGAUCACUUCGGUGGAGAGCCCUGGGUGCCCGCCGCUCCGCGCCAUCACCACCGACAUCCUCGGCCUCAUAAAAGUCGUCGAGGCCCGCGCUAGGCCGGCGGGCGUCGCCAAGGUCGUCGAGACGUGGGGCGAACCGGACGCCUCCAGGGCCAUCCUCGUCGCUUCACUCGCCGACCGAUCCGUCGACCCCGUUUUGGCCGUCGCAAGGAAGAACGGUGUGGUCGAGUUGCUCAAUCCCCUCAAUGGUGAUGCUCUGGCCCUUGUCAAGUCCUCUAGGACAGACCAAACUGCCGGAGCUGUGGAAAAUGAUCCCAUAGUCGCCCUGCACCUCUUCACAAAACAUGCACCAGACUUAUCCACGUUAGGUACAUUUCUUGCUUGUACGGACAAGGGCAAAGCAAGUGUGACAUCUGUUGCAAAAGAAAACACGCCGUCUGACUCGGAUGUUGGGCCAUCAAGCACUUGGGACGUGUGUAACAAGGGUAAAUUGCAGUUUUCAUCUGUUGAUGCUCGUGAGAACUAUGCAAUGUUCGGAGGGAAUGGCAUGGAAGUGAACUUGUGGGAUAUCACAUCUUGUAGUAAGAUAUGGUCUGCUAAGUCUCCCCGAGCUAACAAUGUUGGUAUAUUUACUAAACCUUGGUUCACUGCUGGAACUUUCCUGUGCAAGGAUGAUCACCGUAAAAUUGUAGCCUGUACAAAUAAUCAUCAGGUUCGCUUAUACGAUACUGCUUCGCAAAGAAGAUCUGUUGUUUCAGUUGAUUUUAGGGAGUCACCAAUCAAGGCAGUUGUAGGGGAUCCAGAUGGACAUACUGUCUAUAUUGGGACAGCAACAGGAGACCUCGCUUCCUUUGACAUGAGAACUGGAAAACUACUCGGAUGCUAUGUUGGUAAAUGCAGUGGAAGUAUUAGGUCGAUAGCUAGGCAUCCGGAGCUGCCUUUGAUAGCAUCUUGCGGAUUGGACAGCUACUUACGAAUCUGGGAUACAAAUACAAGGCAGCCGCUUUCUGCUGUCUAUCUCAAGCAGCACCUCACAACAGUGGUUAUUGAUUCACAUUUCUCAGCUGAAGAAUCUGAGGAGAAUAAAUCCAAGCAGCCGGAUUCUUCAAUGGUUGCUGAAGUCCGAAGGGCAAAGAAGGAAAAGAAGAAUGUAUUGGUUGAAGAGGAUGAGGAAGGAACUCAAAUGGUGGAUCCUGAUGACUGUGAUGCUGAAGCAGUCAGAAAGGAAAAGAAGAAGAAAAAGAAGAAAACGGUUGCCGAGGAUGAUGGAACGCAAAUGGUCGACCCGGAUGAAGGCGAUGGUGAAACAGUCAGAAAGGAAAAGAAGAAAAAGAAGAAUAGAAGGGUUGCAGAGGAUGAGGAAGGAACUCAGAUGGCUGACCUUAAUGACAGUGAUGCUGAGAUGUAUGCCUCAAAGAGAAUAAAAUCUGAAUCCGGCGAAAGAAGCAAAGGCACGAAAAAGAAAAGCAAGAAGCAACAAGUUGCGUAAGACAUUUGGUCUGCUGGAAUUAUUGACUUCUGACCACGGUGCUUGCCUUGUGAAUUUGUAAAAGAAUGCCUUUUAAGUACAAGUUCAGUCAAACUUGAAUGGUAUGGUUCAUUUGUAAUUUUUCCUUGAAAUAUUACCUGCUGUUUUACAAUGUUAUGAUAAGUGAUUUGAAAUAUUAUCAAAACCGAACGGUAUGGUUCAUUUAUACUA